AUGGCUGAAGAACAGAAAACUUGGACUGGCAAAGCCAUAGUGGCUCGCGAUACGCUUGCUGACAAUGGCUGGAAGAUGGAAGAGGUCACAACACGCGAGAUCCAAGAGGAUGAAUUGCUCGUAGAAUUGGUAGCGAGUGGUAUCUGCCAUACAGACAUCAUGUGUGGUUCGGGAAGCGGCAACUCGGAUUUGUUCUAUUACCCUCGCGUACUGGGUCACGAAGGGUCGGGCUAUGUCAAAGCCGUCGGCUCAAAAGUUCAAAUUGCAAAGCCAGGAGAUGCUGUAUUGUUGUCAUUCGAUUGGUGCGGUCGUUGCGAGUCCUGCAAAAGUGGUCUUCCAUCGCUGUGCUAUGAGAGCAUGCCACUGAAUUUCGGCAAUAAGGCCGCUUUCGUGUCUGCCGAUACAAAAGACACGAGCGAGAUAGCCGGUAAGUUCUUCGGCCAAUCUAGUUUUGCCCACUAUAGUGUGGCAAAACAGAACAGCGUUGUCAAUGUGACCAGCCUGAUCAGGAGCAAGGAAGAAUUGCAGACCUUCGCACCCUUGGGCUGUGGCUUCCAGACCGGAGCUGGCACUGUGGUCAACGUCGCAAAAGCGACACCCAAUGACUCGGUUGUCGUGCUUGGUUUGGGAGGCGUUGGCUUGAGCGCUAUCAUGGCAGCAAAGAUCUCUGGUUGCCGAACUAUCAUCGGAGUUGAUCGUGUGGACAGCCGAAUGGAGACGGCAAAGUCUCUAGGUGCGACACAUGUGAUUGACACAUCCAAGCUCCCAGACGGCAAGACUGUCGUUAAAGCGGUACAGGAACUUUGUGAAGAUGCGGGUCCCGCAAUCACCAUCGACACGACAGGCGUGCCAGUCCUCGUCAAAGCCGCUAUCGAGAUGACAAGAAAGGGAGGCAAGAUCAUCCAAGUGGGAUCAACACCACCAGACUUCCAGGUCGAAAUUCCAGUGUUUCCCUUCAUGAACAGCGGUAAAGCUUUCAUGGGAGCGAUCGAAGGCAACAGCGUAUCAUCGGAAUUCAUUCCAAAGAUGAUAGGUUGGUACCGGGAGGGAAGAUUUCCUUUCGAUAAGCUGGUGAAGCUCAUGCCGGCGGAGAAUUUUGAGAAGGGUGUGCAUGAAAUGCAUACAGGCGAGACGGUGAAGCCCAUUAUCACUUGGUCUUGA
This is a messenger RNA of Aureobasidium namibiae CBS 147.97, 1161 nucleotides long. RefSeq names its product NAD(P)-binding protein. The transcript has 2 exons. NCBI's taxonomy places the organism in Eukaryota, Fungi, Ascomycota, Dothideomycetes, Dothideales, Saccotheciaceae. Gene Ontology annotation, molecular function: zinc ion binding; oxidoreductase activity. The coding region runs from base 1 to 1161 and encodes 386 amino acids. The record is from RefSeq and is a predicted model, not a curated record.